Anolis sagrei ordinatus is the source of this 6684-nucleotide messenger RNA. It is a transcript of the gene CUL5, whose product is annotated as cullin 5. The record is from RefSeq and is a predicted model, not a curated record. Gene Ontology annotation, molecular function: protein-macromolecule adaptor activity; ubiquitin protein ligase binding. Gene Ontology annotation, cellular component: Cul5-RING ubiquitin ligase complex; SCF ubiquitin ligase complex. NCBI's taxonomy places the organism in Eukaryota, Metazoa, Chordata, Lepidosauria, Squamata, Anolidae. Gene Ontology annotation, biological process: protein ubiquitination; SCF-dependent proteasomal ubiquitin-dependent protein catabolic process.
GGGGCUUCCGGCUCUGGGGCGCCGCAUCAUGUGGGCUCUCGCGGAGCCGGGCCGCUGCGAGACGACGGCUCUCCUGCGAAGCCUUCUCCUCCUCCUCUUCCUCCAUGAGAGGGGCCAUGAGGCGCUGAGGGGGAAAGAGGAGGCGGGAGCGAGUGACAGGCCCUGACCGAAGCGGAGGAAGAGAGGAAGCCGCCGCCGAAAUCUCAUCCGCCGCCGCUGGCCUGGUCAGGCCUCUCUUGUGCGCCUGCGCGGGCCCCCCUCCCCCUGCGUGCUGUGGAGGGGGGCAACAUGGCGACGUCUAAUCUCUUAAAGAAUAAAGGUUCACUUCAGUUUGAAGACAAGUGGGAUUUCAUGCGCCCCAUUGUUUUGAAGCUUUUACGUCAAGAAUCUGUAACAAAACAGCAGUGGUUUGAUCUCUUUUCUGAUGUGCAUGGAGUUUGUUUGUGGGAUGAUAAAGGUCCAGCAAAAAUACACCAGGCUUUGAAAGAAGACAUCCUUGAUUUCAUUAAACAAGCACAAGCGAGAGUGCUCAGUCACCAAGAUGAUACUGCACUACUGAAAGCCUAUAUUGUAGAAUGGCGUAAAUUCUUCACGCAAUGUGAUAUAUUACCCAAGCCAUUUUGUCAGUUAGAGAUCACUCUCAUGGGCAAACAAGGCAGCAAUAAGAAAUCCAAUGUAGAAGACAGUAUUGUACGAAAGCUCAUGUUAGAUACUUGGAAUGAGUCCAUAUUUUCAAAUAUAAAGACUCGCCUUCAGGACAGUGCAAUGAAGCUGGUCCAUGCUGAACGGCUGGGGGAGGCAUUUGACUCUCAACUCGUCAUCGGUGUUAGAGAAUCCUAUGUUAAUCUGUGUUCCAAUCCAGAAGAUAAACUCCAGAUUUAUCGGGAUAAUUUUGAAAAAGCAUACCUUGAUUCAACAGAGAGAUUUUAUAGAACUCAAGCCCCUUCGUAUUUGCAACAGAAUGGUGUACAGAAUUAUAUGAAAUAUGCAGAUGCUAAACUAAAGGAAGAAGAAAAAAGAGCACUACGGUAUUUAGAAACCAGACGUGAAUGUAAUUCUGUAGAAGCGCUUAUGGAGUGUUGUGUUAAUGCUCUGGUGACGUCUUUUAAGGAGACCAUUUUAGCAGAAUGCCAAGGCAUGAUCAAACGAAAUGAAACUGAAAAGUUGCAUUUAAUGUUUUCAUUGAUGGACAAAGUUCCUAAUGGAAUAGAGCCUAUGUUAAAAGAUUUGGAAGAACAUAUUGUUAGUGCUGGAUUAGCAGACAUGGUAGCAGCAGCUGAAACCAUUACUACUGAUUCUGAAAAAUAUGUAGAACAAUUGCUUACAUUAUUUAAUCGAUUUAGCAAACUGGUUAAAGAAGCUUUCCAAGAUGACCCAAGAUUUCUUACGGCAAGAGAUAAGGCAUAUAAAGCAGUUGUCAAUGAUGCUACUAUAUUUAAACUAGAAUUACCACUGAAACAGAAGGGAGUUGGAUUGAAAACACAGCCAGAGUCCAAGUGCCCGGAACUACUUGCUAAUUAUUGUGAUAUGUUGUUAAGAAAAACACCGCUCAGCAAAAAACUAACAUCUGAAGAAAUUGAAGCAAAGCUUAAAGAAGUGCUAUUGGUACUGAAGUAUGUGCAAAACAAAGAUGUUUUCAUGAGAUACCACAAAGCUCACUUAACAAGGCGCCUAAUAUUGGAUAUAUCAGCAGACAGUGAAAUAGAAGAGAACAUGGUGGAAUGGCUUAGGGAAGUAGGUAUGCCAGCUGAUUAUGUAAAUAAGCUGGCAAGAAUGUUCCAGGAUAUCAAAGUAUCUGAAGAUUUGAACCAAGCCUUCAAAGAAAUGCACAAAAAUAAUAAGCUGGCCCUUCCAGCUGAUUCUGUGAAUAUCAAAAUUUUAAAUGCUGGAGCCUGGUCCAGAAGUUCUGAAAAGGUGUUUGUAUCACUUCCUACGGAAUUAGAAGACCUCAUUCCAGAGGUAGAAGAGUUCUACAAAAAGAACCACAGUGGCAGGAAGCUUCACUGGCAUCAUCUUAUGUCCAAUGGCAUUAUAACUUUUAAGAAUGAAGUUGGCCAGUAUGAUUUGGAGGUAACAACAUUUCAGCUGGCUGUCCUUUUUGCAUGGAACCAAAGACCCCGAGAGAAGAUCAGCUUUGAAAAUCUCAAAUUGGCAACAGAACUCCCUGAUGCAGAGCUUAGGAGAACUUUGUGGUCUCUUGUAGCAUUUCCAAAGUUGAAACGUCAGGUUUUGUUAUAUGAACCUCAAGUCAAUUCACCCAAAGACUUUACAGAAGGAACCCUCUUCUCAGUCAACCAGGAGUUCAGCUUAAUAAAAAAUGCUAAAGUUCAAAAAAGAGGUAAGAUAAACCUAAUUGGUAGACUACAGCUAACUACAGAGAGAAUGCGAGAAGAAGAAAAUGAAGGGAUAGUCCAAUUAAGAAUAUUACGAACCCAGGAGGCUAUCAUCCAAAUAAUGAAAAUGAGGAAGAAAAUUACUAAUGCUCAACUUCAGACUGAACUAGUAGAGAUAUUAAAAAACAUGUUCUUACCACAGAAGAAAAUGAUAAAAGAGCAGAUUGAAUGGCUUAUAGAACACAAAUAUAUCAGAAGAGAUGAAUCAGAUAUCAACACUUUUAUAUACAUGGCAUAGUGUGAAGACUCUUACAGGAAGAUGCAGAGAAAUGUGUAAUGAAGGUGGUUUGGGCGAACGAAACUACAAAACGGACUGCUGGAGAAGGACUAGUUUGACUUGCAUUACAUAUUCAGAUCCCUGCCUUACCUUUCCAGAGGACUUUGUUUUGCCAACCUUUUUUUCAGCUAGCAUGAUGGCAUUUCCCUUCAUGUUGCACACGUUUUUAACAGCAUGAUGUUUUUUGUUGGGGGAACUUUACAUUCAUGGAGAGCCCAUUGUGAGUUUUUUAAAGGUUUGAUUUGAACUCAUUUGGAACAGAAAAUAUUUGGGUUUUUCUUAGAGGAACAGUACUUGCACAAGGAAAGUAUCUUCACUUAUUCAUGCACUGAAGAACUGUUAAAUUUUCACAUUCAAACAAACAAACAAAUGGGACUAGAUGUAGCACUUCCCAAUUUGUGUUUUGGAUCAACAGCCUAAAUAUAUUUUCCCAAUUUUGAUCUCUGUGUGUGUAUAAAAUGUGAGCAAGACACAAAUACAUGACAGCUGAAGAUAUAUAUUUAACUGUUGGCUCAAUCAAGUGCUUCAAUAUAACAGUGGAUUUUGAAUAUUGAGAAAUAAGUGAUGCUAAACAAAAUAUAUCAAAUAUUUCACCGUUCUUUGCAGAACUUGGGUAAAUUUGUGUUUAUUGGACAGAUGGUUUGUUUCAGUACCCUCCAUUUUUAAGAGACAGAGGUGGUGCUUCAUCUUUAAGAAAUGUGUUUCAUGGAUCAGUCUGCUAUGGUGAAACAAAAGGAAAUAUUAAGUGUAUUUCUUUGUACAUUUAAUAUUUGUAUUUACUGUUUUAGUAUGCUUCUGAAUGCAUUAAUUAUAGCUGGUGCACAAAUCCCCCAAAAUAGAAAUUAACGUUUUGACAAUCCCUAUACAUUUUCUUCCUUUGAUUAUUUAUUUGAAUAUAUGUAAUACAGUUUUAUGCUGGAAAAAAAGCCUGACUGUGUGGAAGAAGGCAAUUCUUAUUUGACCCAUUUGACAUGCAUAUGUGGACAGAGUGACACAAAUCUUAACAGGCUUAUAAGGCUUGUCUACCAAAAACAGUUGCAGCCAACAUCGUUUACUUGAGUGGAUUGUGCCCUUGUUCUUUUUCUUUAUUAAAUAUCUGUUUCAGCAUUAAAGAAACAAAGGAACCCACACUAAGGCUUUAGAGCAGUGGUUCUCAACUUGUGGGUCCCCAGGUGUUUUGGUCUGCAAUUCCCAGAAAUCCCAGCCAAUUGUUAGGAUUUCUGGGAGAUGAAGACCAAAACAUCUGGGGACCUACAGGUUGAGAACCAGUGCUUUACAGCAAAGUUUGAUUUACUGCAAUCAAAGCAAUUACUACAUCAACAUUUCAAACAAAUGCUAAUAAUGAAGCAAAUGCUAAGGAAUGUCUCCUUCACCCAUCCCUGAGUAACUGCUGAGUUGCUUCUUUGUCUAGAUGCUCUGAAUUUUCCAUCAUGUUCUAGAUCCCUUGCAAUGGUUUCAAUGCCACCAGCAUAUGAAGAAAGUAACGAAAAAGGAAGGGAGAAAAAAUGUUUUUAUUGUACUACUACUAUACACAAGAAUGCAUCUGUGUAAAGCUCCCUUUCAGAUUGUAGUGACCCAGAACAGUCGUCCUUCCCUUUUGGUGGUUAGUGGUUAUGCAAACCAAUCUUAUGUGUUGCUGUUUAUUGGCUGCAGAAUGAGAUCAAACGGAUUGUGAUAGAGGUAAAACGAUUCUGGUAAGUGGGUUGUUGUAGGUUUUUUCGGGCUAUAUGGCCAUGUUCUAGAGGCAUUUCUCCUGGUAAGAGCAGCAAAGAUUUACUCUUUUGGGAACACAAAAGUCAGUAACUACAACAUACCAGCUUCUAAAUAUCACAUAAUGUUGGGAUAGAGCAGGCAUGGGCAAUCAUCAGCCCUCCAGGUGUUUUGGACUUUAACUCCCACAAUUCCUAACAGCCCCAGGCCCUUUCCUUUUCCCUUUCAGCUUAAGCAGCUGAAGGGGAAAAGGAAGUGGCCUGAGGUUGCUAGGAAUUGUGGGAGUUGAAAUCCAAAACACCCAGAGGGCCGAAGUUUGCCUAUGUCUGAGAUAGAAAACAGAGACAGUGUGUGAACAGCAAGCCUCAAUGGAUCUGUAAAACAGGGAGAUAAUAAUAGGGUAGUGAUUUAAAAUCGUUACUUCCUGGCAUUUUCUGUUAUUUGUAGAAUACAGAACAAUAUAUUUUAAAAUGUUCAAACUUGAAUUAGAAUUGCAGAAUUUCAGCUUAAAAUAGUUGUGUACAAGACUUAAAGAAAACGUUUUGCUACUUAUCAAACACUCAAUAUAUGUUCGUGGGAAGAACACUAUCGUUGUUUUCCCACUGGCCUUCUGCAUUUGACUGGAAGUACAUAGGAAAUUAAAUUCAAUAGAAUACUAUGCGUCCCAUUAAAUUACUUCGACAGAGUGGUUUUAAACUUUAUGCUUCCUAUUAAAUUCGAAUGUGCACUAGGAGGUAUGAUAUAUUAUAAUGAGCUCAAAUCAGAUUAAAUUUCUUAGUACUAUUCAGACAUUAGAAACCUUAAGACUUAAUUCAUUUUUUUAAAAAAAUUCCAAGCAGUGCAAAUGUUUCUGAUGGGAUUGUGGCUCUUCAAAACUGCCCCCUGCUCUAUCCUUCAAGCUCCUUGCACCCCAUAGAAAUGAAGCAUCCGUUGCAGCACAAAGGCUUGUGUUUUGAAGGGGAAAUUGCCCCAAAUCCAUGUACAUGUGGAAGCACUUUAGGAGCACAGGUGGGGCUGUUGCGGUCUCUUCUGUCCUGUUCGUUUCCAUAGAAGGAAAAUACUGAGUGCUCACUUUGUGUCCAUCUCAUGAUUCUUUCACAUGAAAGCCAAUUCAAUGUGUUUAAGGCCAGGGAAUUAAAACAGACAAUGUGCCUAUAAAGUGGAUCAGGGUUUUUCUUUUUCUUUUUUUUCCUUUUUUUUUCCUGUCUGUGGGAACAGCAUGUCAUGCAAAACACUGAAUCUGAAAAUCACACCAGCAAUUUCCUUACAGCUGCAGAAUCACCUUUUCGCAUCCUUUGUUCAGGACACUUUCACCAAGAUGCCCUUAAGGCUAAGGUUAUCAGGAAUGGUAAUAUAUAUAUAGUAUGCAGAAGUAUGAAAACAUCCAAAUCUUUUCUUUAAAAAAAUAAAUAAACAGUCGUUGCAAUAUGGCAACAUGACACUUUUAAAGCUGAUUUUUAGCUUUGGAUGUUUUUUCUCCAAAGACUUAGCAUUAAAGAGGUGCUGCUUCUGAAAAAUGUGUGUUGCCACAAGCACUGCCAUUGUGGUUUGUAUUAAGUAAUACUAUAGAUGUGAAAAAUAAUGUAGGUUGCUUUGAUUUUUUAAAUACAGGUGUUUUUGACACAGCCAAUGAGGUUCACACUUAAUUUUGAAGUCUUCCAUUUAUUUUCCUUUAUUCCUCUGCUGCCCCUCAUUUCCUACCUAUUCCUUUGCUUAAGCCUGUUCUUGUUGGAGCAUAGUAUAGGUAAAUUUAAUUUUUAGUGGUGGCUUUUCCCCUUUUAAAGAAAGAGCAACGUGACUUGAGUAGUCAAACACUUUGAAUUUAUUUGCAUUACACUCUCUGUUGUUAAAAGGUACAGAUUUUUAAAAAUGCAGUCGAGAUACAUAUUUGGUAGCUUCACAGAAAGAUUUGGUACCUUGAGUGCAAACCUGUUUUCUAUUUUCAUGGAACCGACUGGGAUGCUUUCUUGUAAAUUCAAGGUCCUGUUUGUGAAAUAAAACAAGAGCUCGGGAGCUUUUCUGUUCAUAGACUAUAUGUAGCCUGGAGUGCAGCGCAAAUUGAGUUUCCUAGGUUGUAAUAUCUCUUGUCGACAUAUGGUUAUCUAAAGUUUUGAAUGUGUGCCACUACAUACUAGAUAAUGCUGUACAAUUUUGACUGGUAGCAGAUUUUUCCUUGUAUGGCAGUCUGGCUGAACUAUUUUGAUGUACUGCUUAAUUUGGGGGAUUUUAUUUUUUAAGUUGUAUAAUUUAUUUUCUUGCAAAAAUAAAAAUGUAAUAUAAAAUAUUACGAAAGAAUCAAAACAA